Messenger RNA from Ixodes scapularis (black-legged tick), 2030 nucleotides. RefSeq lists its product as uncharacterized. The transcript is spliced from 4 exons. The record is from RefSeq and is a predicted model, not a curated record. Lineage: Eukaryota; Metazoa; Arthropoda; Arachnida; Ixodida; Ixodidae. The coding region runs from base 204 to 1640 and encodes 478 amino acids.
CCCGAGCGGGACCGAUUGGAGCGCUGCGAUCGCUCGACCGUGACGUAGGAUCGGGGAUCACGUGAUAAGGACGGUUAUUCUGCCUUGCUUUGGUCGGGGUAUUCGGGAACCGUUCGGUCGUUAUUUUCGUGUUUUUUUCUGUGUUUGGAGCCCGAUUAGUUCACGCGUGGAUCGGCUUCGGCAGCCGUCGUGCUCAGGAAGCAAUGGUGAAGUACUGUUCGGUGCCGCAAUGCCGCAGUUACGCGACCGACCCGAACAUCAGCUUUCACAUCUACCCCAAGGAGAAGCAGCUGCGCACGGAGUGGCUUGUGAAGUUGAGAAUGGGCAAAUUAAACUCCAAGAGCUCGACAGUGUGCAGCAAGCACUUUAGAGAUGAAGACUUCGUGUAUGCGGUUGGAGCGAAGAUGUUUGGCUGGAAAAAAAGGACACUCGCCCCAGGAACCGUGCCGUCCCAGAAUCUGCCUUUACGGCCACUGGACAAGCCCCCGAAGCUGCGACAGCCCCUGAAGCCGCGGGCAGGUGUGGACACAUGCAAGCCUCGCCCCAAGGACGACCUGCCAGCAGCAGUUACAUUGGCAGGGCUGAACUCUGAAGAAGCCAGCACCAGUGAGGGCUUGAUUGAGCAGGAACUACCCAACCAGGAUGCCGAUGCUGCAGAUCCCGUUGGUCUUCAGGCUGAACUUCACACCUUGAAGAAAGAUGUCGGAAGUCAAGCGGACACACUACAGCUUGAGAAAGAUCAAGUGCUCGGGAUAGCACGGGUUAAGAAUGAACCGGCCCUCGUAUCACUGACCUGCAUACCCUGUUUUCAGCUAUUCUAUAACAUCUGCGACCUGUAUGGGGAAUCUCGCUUAUUGAGCCAGAGGAAGGAUUUCAGUAUCAGUAACGAGGACGCAGUACUGCUAACAAUGAUGAAGCUGUACCACAAUCUGACGUUUUCCCUUCUUGGGGUACUGUUUGGGGUCCAUAGGACGACAGCUUCCAACAUAUUUAGAGCGUCGGUACCGGUCCUAGCAGCAGUGCUCAGGCACGCCGUUUUCUGGCCUGAAAAGGAGGCUGUGCUCCAGUCCCUGACCAAGUAUUUUAGCAAGUACAGGGACUGUCGCAUGGUGCUCGACUGUACAGAGAUUCCUCUGCAAAAGCCGAAAAACCUGGAGUCUCAACUACUUACCUACAGUCACUACAAGGGAACCCACACUGCAAAGGUGCUUGUGUGCGAGACGCCAGGUGGCUUAAUUAGCUAUGUGAGUCCGGCAUACUGUGGCAGAUCCUCCGACACGCAUAUCACAAAGGAGAGUGGGCUUCUAGAGAAAUGCCUCCCCUUCAUCGACAGCGUAAUGGUCGACAAAGGGUUCUUAAUUGACGAGCUGUGUUGCGAACACAAGGUAAAGUUAGUUCGUCCACCAUUUCUCCGUAAAAACACACAGCUGAGCAAAUCUGACGCCGCAAACAACCAAAGCAUCGCAGCUGCACGCGUUCAUGUCGAGCGUGCAAUUCAGCGAAUGAAGUUGUUUCGAAUUCUACGGGACAAUUUCAGCGCAGACCUCCUUCCGCAAAUCGAUGAUGUUGUCGUCAUCAUUGCAGGUCUCGUGAACCUCUCAAAGCCCUUGUUCAGCAACGACAAAUUUUUAACUGGUUAAUACAUUGCUGAACAGGACACGAUAGCGUUUUCUUUUAGCUGCCUGUUUAAACGUUGCCGUUAAUCUGUAGAUCACUUAAUGGGCAGUUCAAACAUGGCAUCCCACUGUCAUUUGUGAAGAAUGAGUUCUCUUUAGCAGGGUAGGAAGAAAAAAGUAAUAUUCGGUCACAGACUGUCACUCGCCAAAAAUUUCCUUGUUAAUUUCGUUCAAGGUACUCUUCCCCUGUGCCACAUUGGAGAAAGGUUGUCAAAGCACAGAAAUGAGUCAAUAUUUCUAGCUCGUGCAUUUAGACACACAAGCCAUUCAACAGCCUUGUAAGAUAAGUUUCUAUGCCAAUUUAAUUUUGCAAAUUUGAUGUCAUGCAUACUGUAAUAAAUGAAUGUAUUAGCA